This is a messenger RNA of Pyricularia grisea, 381 nucleotides long. RefSeq lists its product as uncharacterized. Lineage: Eukaryota; Fungi; Ascomycota; Sordariomycetes; Magnaporthales; Pyriculariaceae. The transcript has 2 exons. The record is from RefSeq and is a predicted model, not a curated record. Bases 1 to 381 code for a protein of 126 amino acids.
AUGGGCAACUGCUUCGGCAAGCCCGACUCCUCCGGCUCGGGCGGCGACAGCAACGCCGGUGGUGCACGACCCAGCAACACCCCGGGGUCGGCGUCAGCUCCGAAGAAGAAGAAACCCCAGAUUACCGAGAAGGGUCGGACGCUGGGAGAGGCCGCCGCCAGUGGUUCAUCUCCAGUCCCGCCGACGGCAGCUGCGGAUGCAGCACGACAGGCAGCGCUGGACCGUCAUUCAGAAAACAACAAGAAGACAGGAGGGAAAAUAGGGACCAGUCUUCAGGCACAAAAGAAGAUGACGGACAGGCAGGUCUUGAGCCAGGCAGCAGAGGAAAGUCGGCGGCAGAGAGAACUCGACGACCAGGCAAGGGCGUUGCGGAAUGAUUAG